AUGCAAUUACUGACGCUAAACUCCCAGAGCCAAUCCAUCUACAUAAUUAAUGUGAUUACCGGUAAACCACUGACGGGUACCCAAAAACCGGGACAAAGCGUCCAACUGUUGGGGCAGAGUAUCGGCGAUAUACUUGUCUUUAAGUGUUUCAAAGUCUGGACUAAAACACAAGUGAACGACAAACGCAAACCUAAUGUCCACCAACUGUUGCUCCAACACAUCCUGUCGUGUGAGUCCGGUCUCGUCGGUGGCCACCAGCACGAAACUAUUCCUGACAACGAGUUAAGCAAAAGCUUUUUUGCUGCUAAUUUUGAACAGUUGUUACACAUUGGGAGCGGAGGUUUCGGUGAUGUAUAUAAAGUUAAGCAUAACAUUGAACAAGAGAUUUAUGCGGUUAAAGUUAUUAAGUUGCUUGAGCUCUUAGAAAGCGUUCAAUAUCUACACAACUCGUGUCCACCGGUUAUCCAUCGGGACCUCAAACCGGCAAAUGUGUUGAUUUCACAAAAUAAUAAUAAUAAUCGAUUCAUAAAACUGUGUGAUUUUGGUUUGGCUACCGAUCACAAGAAGACAUCCAUUGGCCACACCUCUAAUGUCGGAACGCAUGCAUAUAUGGCACCCGAAUUACAUCAGCGCCGGUAUAACAAUAAGGUAGACAUCUAUAGCCUGGGAGUGAUUGCAAUGAAUUUGUUUGAGUUAUUCGAUAGUGAGAAUCCAAUGGAAAUGUAUAAUUCAACCAUAUUCUUAACCAAUUUCAGCAAAUUGUUUGAAAUAAUUGGCCAAAUGUUUCAGUCAAUGCCAUUCAAUCGGCCGACUAGUGGUCGAGUACUCGACGAUUACAACUACUGGUCAGUCGAUAGACAAAUGAUUACUGAAAACAAUAAGCAAUUCAAUGAAACUCUUAUUAGACUUAAAACUAAUGGAAACAAAUUCUUCCAUAUUUGUGGUUUUCAUCACUCACUUGUGGUCACCGGUGAUGACUGUGUCUACGGAUGGGGUUUGAAUAGUGACGGACAGACGGGUUGUGGGGAACAGAAAUCAGGUGUAAUAAUAACUCCAAUAAAAAUACAAUUCAUAAACAAUGGGAUUGAAUAUAAAAUACGUGGCGUUUAUUGUUCUCGGCAUUCAUCGUUUGCCGUCACAACUGAUGGCCGUGUCUUCAGUUGGGGUUUAAAUGAGUGCCAUUUGGGACACAAUAUAUCGGAUUAUAUCAAAAUAACGUUGAAUUAACUCAUUAUAAACGUAUUUACGAUGAGUUGUGUGCAUUGGGUUUGGGAUGUUUUGGCACUGUUUUCAAAGUUAAACACAAAUACGAUAAAAAUGAAUACGCGAUUAAAAUCAUUGAUAACAUUAAUUGUAAGUAACUUUGUUAAAAACAAUUAUCUUAUUAAAAUUAUUUGUAA
Molecule: messenger RNA, 1400 nt
Organism: Medioppia subpectinata
Lineage: Eukaryota; Metazoa; Arthropoda; Arachnida; Sarcoptiformes; Oppiidae
Source: the annotation of a GenBank genome assembly